Messenger RNA from Stegodyphus dumicola, 3492 nucleotides. RefSeq names its product protein DOP1A. Lineage: Eukaryota; Metazoa; Arthropoda; Arachnida; Araneae; Eresidae. The record is from RefSeq and is a predicted model, not a curated record. Gene Ontology annotation, cellular component: endosome; trans-Golgi network. Gene Ontology annotation, biological process: Golgi to endosome transport.
AUGGCACUAUCAGAUGUUGAGGAUAUAGCUCAUAAGCUAAUAGAAGCCUGUAGUACAGUAGCUUGUGAUAGUCUGGAACAAACUACUUGGUUAUGGCGCAAUCUUGCAGUUAAACCAGGACCUCAAUCUGAUAUUUCUACUCCAACUGAAGAUGAGGGCCACCUUCAGACACAAACUUUAUCAGAUACUUCUAAGACAGAUUCAAACUCAGCCUCAAAUAAUGCUCAAUAUAGUGUUCAGGCCCUAUGUAGUUUAGCUGAAUUUUUGGCACCUGUGCUUGAUUUUGUAUAUGUUGGUGAUGAAAAAGAAAAAGUUGUACCUCUACUUAGUAAUAUCAUGCACUAUGUUACACCUUAUUUAAAGAAUCACAGCACACAUAAUUUUCCCAGUUUUCGUGCAUGUUGCCAGCUACUUGCAAAUAUUUCUGGAUAUCAGCACACAAGGAAAGCUUGGCGUAAAGAAGCAUUUGAGUUGCUGUUAGAUGCUUCAUUUUUCCAAAUGAGUUCAUCUUGCAUUGGUUAUUGGAGAUCUAUCAUUGAUCAUCUAAUGACUCAUGAUAAAACUACAUUCAAAGAUUUUAUAUCUCGUGUUUCAGUUGCUCAAUCUGGAUCCUUAUAUUUAUUUAGCAGUAAAGAACAAGAAUAUGAACAACGUGCUCAUUUGCUCAAACGUUUGGCUUUCGUUAUAUUCUGUAGUGAGACAGAUCAGUAUCAGAAAUACAUGCCUGAUAUUCAAGAAAGGCUAACAGAAAGUCUCAGGAUGUCUCAUGUGCCUGUAGUUCAAGCCCAGAUUUUUUUGUGUUUUCGUGUUCUGUUAGUUAGAAUGUCUCCCAAUCAUGUUACAUCAUUAUGGCCUGUUAUAAUAACAGAAAUGGUUCAAGUUUUUACUCAAAUUGAAUAUGAUCUGAAUGUUGAUACUGAGGAAUUCAGUUGUGAUGGUGUCGGUCUCAGAAAAACUCACAGCUCUCAUUUGAGACGGAUGUCAACUCUUGAUUCAUCAUGGGUUAUGAAUAGUAGUAAUUUAAAUGCCCAUAAUCAUCCAGCAUGGCUUCAUUUGUAUUUAUCUGUUUGCAAGCUUUUAGAUAUGACAGUUGCUUUGCCGGCAAACAUACUACCCCAAUUUCAAAUGUAUAGGUGGGCGUUCAUUGGAGAUAGCCCACCUCUAUCAUCUGAGUGCAAUAAUCGUAAUGAAGGAAAAUCAUCUGAUUCACCAGAAUUUGUGCCUCAUAUAAUUAGACUAGCUAAUUUAUUGAAUAAAAAGGUUCCAUGUGAUGAGCGUCUUCCAUUUACACCAGGACAGCUGUUACUUAUGAUGCCCAGUAUUACUUCUAUAUUGCAACUUCAACCAUUUUUUAAUACUUUGUCUGAUAUUAGAAAUCAAAAAACUAUUCCGGUGAAAAUUACGAGAGGUCUUUCAAAAGAUGAAAACACAGCAUCUCCAAUUUCGAAAUCUAGAUCAGCUCCAGAUUUACAUUGUCUUCUUAACACUCCAAAUAUAUCACAUACAAACUUUUCAAAAAGUACUGCAGAGCAAAUAGAAAUGGUGUUGGAGGCAGACUUUGUAGAAGCCUGUGUUUCCUAAGAGUUAAUACCUUUCAAUAAAAGCCAUGAAUUAUAAUUAUUUUUAUAUUCCAUAUUUUAUUAAAAGUGGAAUAAGUGCAUAUGUUACGAUUCGCAUUAAUUAUUCUAACGAAUUCCUUCAGAGUUUUUAAAUCCAUAAAUGAAUAUGAAAGGUAAGAUAUUUUAUAAAUUUUUUCUGUUAACAUUUUAGUACAAAUUUUCCAUUAAUAUGGGACAGUGAAAGUGUUGUGCUGAUUUAUGUUUCAUUGUGCUAAGUUUACAGUUGAUUAAUUUUGUUCCGCUAUGAACUGUGAUAUUGAUGGUAUUUAUUCUUAGACAAGGCAGUGUAGAUUGUCUGAAAAUUUUAUUUUUCAUUUAGUCUCCGUUAUUGACUUACAAUUCUCAACCUUGAAAUAAAAUGUAUUUACAUUUCUAAAUUGACUGUGUAUAUUGACUAAAUCCAUAUUUAUAUUUUUAUGGAUAAUGUCAUCUGUCUGCCCCAUUUCUGUUCAGUGUUUCAUUCACAAGAGGAAAAUUAUGGGGUUUGUGAUAGUCAUAAUUCAAUUUUAAUUCAUUGAACUCAGAUUGUGUAAAUAAAAGCCUGUUUUGGUUACUAUUACGUGAAAUUAUUUAUAAAGUUCUUUGUAUUUGCAUUGUAUAAAAAUUAUUUUGACUUUUUUAUUAUGAAAUUGUACAGGAAACUACAAAUUUUUUAAGUUUGAUAUAUUUUGUACUGUUUUUCAGACUUUACUUGACUUUUAGUGACGAUUUCAAAUGCUUAGAUCAAACGCAAAAAUCCUUAGAAAUAAUUCUCAUCUGUAGACUGAGUUUGCUCAAUCAUUCUCUCUCCUCUCCCAUACUGUCUGCUUGUUAUAUUUAAAAUUGCAAUAGAACCUCGUCUGUCUGAACUAGUUGUGGCCCAGCUAAUUCCGUUACUGACCAGAUGAUCUAUUGUCAGAUUCAUUUCAAAGAAAAACUCAUUUUUGCUUGCAUUAUUUUCAAUAAUAUGUUAUUCUUGAUUACAUUCAUAAUAUAAUAAGUUCCAAAUUUUUAUUUUGAACUUUUUUCAAUCUUUGAAUAUAAUGAAAUACAUUACUGUGUAUUUGUAAUCACGUAAAAUUUGAGGUAGAACUCAGGUAAUGCAUUAAAACAUUUCAUUUAAAAAUUUUAAAUGAUUAGUCUUCGGCUUUACUAUCUCAGUGUACUUAACCUGUUCAAUUAGGAGAAGUUCGAUAAACUGCAGCGUAAUUCGUAUGUUUUGUAAAUAUAUAUUAUAAUCCACUCUGUUGCUGUCUUAUGGCAAAUUAUAAAUUAAUAUAUUAACUAGAUUAACUUAUAGUAUGCUAAAGGAGUAUUCCGUAUCCCCAAAUUAAAACUAUACUUGAUUGAUUGUGCUUCACAAAUAUUAUUUUCUAAAUACGAGUAUUAUUUUAUUGACAUUUUCUGUAUCUAAAGAGAAAUAAAGUUUUAAUCUUGUCCUCUGCAUGAGUUUGUACUACUACCUCUAUUUUAUGCCUGAAUAUUUAGUUCUGGUUCUGUCAGUGCAUUUUGAGGAGGUGCGUUACGUUGUGCAUAAUUUUUAAUGUUUUAAAGUUCUGUAGUCAGUGGCCUAAGUGGAGUUGUGGCUUUAACUAAAUGGCAUAGCCACAAAGCCUUAAAUUUUAUAAAAUAAGUCUGCUGAUUUUUAAAGACAAUAUAGUAAAUACUGUCCAGUUAUACAAAGACAUGUAAAGCAAUUUGCCAGUUGUGUAUCUAAUGUUAUGUCCUGACUUUAAAAUGCUAUUUUGUAUUGUAUUUACUUUCUUGUAAAGUAUUUUUAUUCCAACUUAAUAUGUACCUCUGAAAUGUGAUCAUGCUAAAAUUUCUGUGACAUUGACAGCAAACAAGAAAUUCUGUGUAUUUAGCUUUUUAAUAAAACUGUUGCCAUUAAGAA